Molecule: messenger RNA, 1717 nt
Organism: Dendronephthya gigantea
Lineage: Eukaryota; Metazoa; Cnidaria; Anthozoa; Malacalcyonacea; Nephtheidae
Product: oxalate:formate antiporter-like
Exons: 11
Coding region: 72-1400 (442 amino acids)
Biological process (GO): transmembrane transport
Molecular function (GO): transmembrane transporter activity
Source: RefSeq, a predicted model, not a curated record
UAUAAAAAACUUCGAUAGAAAACUUUUUUUUACAUCUUCUGACACUUCUUUGUUUAUUGUGAUUUACUAGUAUGAUUUCAAAGGGUAUUUUGACAAUAUGUGGUGGAGUUUUGAUUCAUCUUUCAUUGGGAACAUUGUAUACGUUCGGUAAUAUGAGUCCUUAUAUAACAUCUUACUUGCGGUAUGAAGAAUCGGAUACUUCUGUUGAUUCUACAAUGGCUAUGUGGAUAUUGGCUGUACAAGUGAUUGGGCAGGGCUUUUUCAUGACAGUUGGCGGUGCAAUGCAUGAUAAGAUUGGUGCGCGUUUGACAUGUGCAAUUGGAGGAACUAUUUUGAGUUUUGGUGUUGUUAUGACAUAUUUUUCUAUCCAGAAGUCAUUUGUGGCUGUCAUUUUCACAUACGGACUCCUUUUUGGAAUCGGUAUUGGAAUUUCAUAUGCCAUACCAAUUAACUGUGCAAUGAAAUGGUUUCCAUCUCAUAAAGGUCUUAUAACUGGUAUCAUUGUAUCUGGAUUUGGGGCUGGUGCUUUUAUUUUUGAUCAAGUCCAAACAGCAUUCAUUAAUCCUAAUAAUUUGAAAGCAAAUGUGACUGUAGGUCCUAAUAAUGAGAAAUAUUUUAAUCAACCUGAACUAUUGGAUAAUGUUCCGAAAGUGUUUAUUUUACUUGGAUGUGUUUAUGCUACAAUGAAUAUUCUUGGUUCAUUUACUCUCAAAAAACCACAACCGGAACAUCAACAGCCUUCUGUUUAUUCAAGUCUGAUAAGGAACUCCGACGAUUAUGAAGAAACCCAGAAUGACGCUAUUAAAGACAAAAGACCGCUGGAAAUGUUAAAAACAAGAGAAUUUUGGACGCUUUGGUUCAUGUUCCUCAUUAACAGUGAAUCUGUUCAAUUUAUAUCUUCAUUAUAUAAAGCUUAUGGUCAGACUUUCAUUUCGAAUGAUCGUUUUCUCGCUAUUGUUGGAUCUUUUGCUUCAGUAUUCAACGGUUUAGGAAGGAUAUUUUGGGGCUACCUUGCUGAUAGAAUUAGCUUCAGGCGAACAAUGAUCAUCCAAUGUUUAUUAAUGGCAUUUCUCUUCAUGACUUUGACGUUGACCGAAAAAGCUGGAAAAUCGCUGUAUUUCAUCUGGGUUUGUCUCAUGUUUGGAACAUUCUCCGGGAAUUUUGCUCUGUUUCCAAUAGCAACGGUGAAAACAUUUGGACAGAAAUAUUUCACAGUCAAUUAUGGAUUGAUGUUUACAUCGCAGAUUUUUUCUGGGGUAAUGGGAGCAUUACUGGCACAGAACCUCAGUGAUAAGCUUGGAUGGUUUGGAUUGUUCUCUUUAGUCGCUGGUUUCUCAGUACUAUGUUUAUUUUUGACCUUUUCAUUUGAUGCAAAGAAACCAAAUGGGGAAGAUAUUUAACAAUUGAAUUAAUAUGUCUAUAAAUUGUAAUUAUCUAAAACUGAAGUCUAGUUCUUAUGUAUCUCAAUCAUCAGCCAUAUUGACGCUGUCGGUGGUGACAGGUGAUAAAUAACUUCCUUGUUAUUUGAAUAACUUUUUCACUUACCAAAAUAUAUGAGUAUUGGGCUACAGUUAUGAGAAUCUAGUAGUUCGUAGUAUAAAAGGUUUGAUAGACAAAAAUUGUAAAUGAAUGAACCUUGGUGAAAUAUGUUUUAAUAUGAAUUUUGUACAUAACUAAUUAUAUUAGAAAUGAUAUUUUUAUAUUAAAGAGAAUAGUU